This is a messenger RNA of Baudoinia panamericana UAMH 10762, 1234 nucleotides long. RefSeq lists its product as uncharacterized. Lineage: Eukaryota; Fungi; Ascomycota; Dothideomycetes; Mycosphaerellales; Teratosphaeriaceae. Bases 85 to 870 code for a protein of 261 amino acids. The transcript is spliced from 2 exons. The record is from RefSeq and is a predicted model, not a curated record.
CUGCCCUGCUCACUUCCAACUGCUGAUAUGACCACCAGACCGAAGCAACACCGCUGAAGCACUCAUCCACACCCAAACACGACCAUGUCUUCCAUCAUGAAGCUCACCGCGGUGGCCAUGACCAUCAUCUCCCUGGCCAACGGUGCACCGAACGACGCCAACGCGAAGACACUGAGGGUCACCUUCCGCCGUUUCUCCCAACCCGGUUGCACCGAGCAUUACCACAUCGCCAAGGACACGCAUCUCAAGGCCGGCCACUGCAAGACCUUUGGCAAGGACGAGCCGCCGUUCGAGAGCUUCAAGGUCGAGGGCCCGGAGAAGGGCAACUGGCAUAACAAGAAGUGCAGCGCCAUUGCCUACGACCAGCCGAAGUGCGUUGGCAAUGCCUUCACGAUGGAUGACUUCGAGCAAUCCGCCGGCGCCUGCGGCAACUGGCAAGCCCCCGGCGGCCGCAGCGUCUUCAUCAGAUGCGAGGACCGCCCCAAGCCAGCCCCCCUCCCGGUCGUCAUCUCCACCAUCCAAGUCAUCCCCACACCUUUCACAACAAUCACCAGCCAACCCAACGACGUCACGACCGUGACCAGCACCGUCCCGCACACCACCUCCACCUCCUCCAGCUCCUCGCGCUCUCCGCCCAAAACCCACACCGUCCUCGUCCACGCCGCUCCCGCUCCCGCCAGCUCGAGGACCAUGAGCACCGUCACCAAGGCCAUCACGCCAUUGACGACCAUCACCAUGAUGCCCGCCCCGGCCCCGACGUCGUCGGUUCAUUACCCGCACUGCUCGCUCAAGUGCGCUGGGGACGAUGAGGUGUCGAGCGAUGAUAUGGCGGCGGUGUUGUCGUCUUACCUGGGGAGGAAUGGGUACUAAGUCUCUCAUCGACGGGGUGGUUGACCAGCAUGAUGCGGCGUAAUCCUGUCGGACGGGUUCCUCACUUUCUGGACGUUGCAGUUUAGCAUUGGAGCUUUCGUGGUCGGACGAUAAAGGUGAUGGCGGCGAUGCUGUUGCUUUGCUCUUGAAUUUCUGUUGGCGCUGUUCCCGCCUUCGGUGGUGGAGGUUGGUGUUGUUGUGGCGUUGUACUUGUUGCUGGCUUGCUUGUUCUUGGGUUGGUCGUUCAUCUGUAGUUGGUCGAAGCUUUUUGCUGCACUUGCCUUUGGUGUUUUCCAUUACACUGCCAUUCGCUACGUGUUGCUUCGUCCUCGCCGCUGCCUCCUCGCCGCUGCCGUCACGCCGC